Molecule: messenger RNA, 2408 nt
Organism: Colossoma macropomum (tambaqui)
Lineage: Eukaryota; Metazoa; Chordata; Actinopteri; Characiformes; Serrasalmidae
Exons: 4
Coding region: 183-947 (254 amino acids)
Biological process (GO): immune response
Cellular component (GO): membrane
Molecular function (GO): tumor necrosis factor receptor binding
Source: RefSeq, a predicted model, not a curated record
CCGAGUGAGGGAGCCGCAGCGGGCGGGCAGGAAGUCUCGGGUAUUGGUUAAUCAGGUUGUGUGAGCUGAGUGGCACGGUGAGAGUUUUUCACGCUGUCGAAACUUCACGGGCUGGAUGUUUGUUUUGGGCGUCAAUGCGUGAACGUGGGUGAAUAUGAUAAACAGGAGAGUUUAAAACGAGGAUGGGAGUCAUGCUGUCCCGCAUGGCACCGAUGGAGCUGAGCAGAGAGCAUACAGUCCAAGCUGAGACCUACAACAUGCUGCUGGAGUCCGACGCCUUCAUCCACUCGCACCGCGCGCUGAGGCGCGAGCUGUGCAUCACGCGCAUGGCCGUCAUCAUCCUCGUCCUGCUCUUGUGCAGCACUUUCAGCCUUCUGUUCUUCAUCCAGCAGAGGCCGGCGUGCAAUGACAGAGGACACAACGUCAAGACAAAUGGAGAACUGCCAUUAAGGGUCGUACCACAAGUUGCUGCUCGUGAAGAUAACCCCGAGAAGCCUCCAUCAGCUUCUCUCAGCAUUCUCUGCCCUGCCAGUUCAGCGCCUCAACCUGGAUACAUUAAAUGGGCGAUAAAACGCGAGCUUGUUGGCUUUUCUUUGGGCACAGAUAACGAGUCUCUGGUCAUUCAUCAAGAUGGAACGUACAGGAUCUCUCUGCAGGUCACCUACAGGGGCAGAGAGGAUGCUUUGUGCGACGAGCUGAUUAUACUGUCCAACCAGCUUGACCGCUACACCAAGGCAUACGAGCAAGCCAUGUCCACUCUGAGUGUCUAUGAAACCAUCUAUUGCAAGAGCUUCACCUGGAGAAAGUCCAUGUACUCUGAAGAAGUCUUGACUUUGGAAAAGGGCGACACGCUCAAGUUGCGGUCCAGCGACCUGAGCCUCUUAGACUGUGAUGGGAAUGUGAGGACCAAAACGUUCCUCAUGGCCCACUACGAGCCCACAGGUUAGGGGUGCCGGAUUUGUUCGUAGAGCACUUAAGCUACCUUUUCUUUCUGUAGUGGUAUACUGAUGCACUUUCUUAUUGCACCUUUAUUUGAAAUAAUGCCAUUCAUUCGUUGUGAAUACUGUCUUAAAGUCAAGUGUUGGCAUAGACAGACAGUUUUUCUAUAGGAGUGAAAUGGGUGCUCACUCAUCGCUUUGUUAGCUGCCGUCAUCGUCGGCGUUAAAAGAAGCAUGUUGUAAUUUUCUAUAAAUUAUUUCUUACUUAUAUUGGAAAGUGCAGAUUCUAAACUUUCAAUAGAUCCCACGUUUAUGUUUGUAAAUAGCAGAGGAGAUAUUUUAUUAUAAUUUGGAUUUGGGAAGUUAUUGUUGCGUGUACAGUCUUGUUUUGCAGAAAGAACGUUUUUAUCAUGUUUUUGUCUUUUAAUGAUAUUAAAACGAGAAAAAUGUCAAAUGUGUAGACUCAGACCUGUUGUAUAACUUUCUAGGCAAUGGGUGAGCGAUAUGGCAAAUAUAUAAUAUUGCAAUAUAUAGGAUAUUGCAAUACCCUAAUUUCCACAAUCGUUACUUUUUCAGACAGCUGAUCAGUUGGAACACAGAAAAAAAGAACAAGUAGUGCUGCAUGUUAAAAAAAUACUAUCAAAAAAUGGGAAUACAAUGAUUUUAUUCAAUAUUUGGCAUCCUUUGUUGCAUUAAAUUCAGUUAAAUGGGACUAAUUUUGGUCUCUUUAUAAUAAAACAUGCAGUUGGUCAGUGUUCUAACUACAAGUGCUGACGAUAUUCAUGAUAUGUCCACAAAAACAUAUUUUACUGUAAUGUGACAAUGUGUUAUCACAGUAACAGUAUAUAUUAUCAUAUUGUCCAGCCCUAGUAGGAAAUCAAAUAUGCCAUUAUGUACUUACAUGUGAGCAACACAGCCCUGUUAGUAGGCAUGUUGGGAUAAACUGGGGCUACAUAUGCUACGCUGCUCUGGCUGGGCAGAAGCCUCAGAGCAGUUCAGCCUUAAUAAAAUGAACCGUAUUAUCAGAAAGAGAUUCGUCAUAUUCCUUCUUGAGGCAUCGUUGGUGCUGUUUGGAUUGCAGAGCAUGUCGGGCAGUCCUGGGCAAAAAAAUGGGCCAAGCCCAAAAAUGACAAAUCAUUAAGCUUUUAAUGGUCUUAACAACAAAUCAUUAACCAAACAGAUGCAGUAAGUUAGUAUGAGAUAGAUUUUCCCUUUGACUUCAAACAGCUGAAAAACACUGCCGAGUUAGUUUGUGUUUAAUGUGAGACUCUCUAUAGGGGUUAAAUCUGGACUCUCACCAAGUCAAACCCAUCAGUAGAAGUCUUUAUAUUUUGGGCUUGACCCAUUUUCUUUGCCCAGGAGUGUAUUAUACUGUACACACUGUUGUAUAUACAUUCAGUUCACAUAUGCUAUAUAUUUAUGUAAAUGAAUAUUAUUAAAGAAAAGCUAUUAAAGAUUUUAAAUGUUCAA